AGUGUAGUUACAUUAUACAUAAUUCAAUUGUGUACAAUAUAUUCCUUACCGUUUUGAAUUGAGCAACUUGCUAACGAAGUUCUGUGUCUAGCUUUCUAUAGAUCAGUGUAAGGCGUUUGCAGUAGGUGCGCGAGUUAUGCAGUUGAGGUGGUGAUGUAUGAAAUUGUUUACAAGAUACGCUGGUUCCUAUUCCAAGUCGGAGAGGACGUAUUUGUGCCCCGUGUUACACAGCUCAGUGAAUACAGGAAUGCAGUGCUCGUUAGAGGUGUUCGAGUGAUGAGUGCGGUAAUAUCUCUGUCUGCCUGAAGUGACUAACUUGAUAGUGAUCCGCUGUGGUUAAAUAAGGUGUAGUGCUGAUAUUUUUUGUUAAGAUGUCCUUGCGGUGAAAGUGAAGUACCAUCGGUCGGAGCCACCAUGGCGUCGUAGACAAAGAUCCUGAUAGAUAGCUGCGGUGUGAUCGUGAGAGGUCGCGAUGGGCGCGCCGGGCGUGACGGACGAAUACUCGCCGCCGCGUCUCUCGCGGAUGCUGCACGCCUUGCCGCAUAUCAACGUCACCCUGCAUCGCGUCAAUGAUACCUUCGCACCUAAUUCUCCUGUAUACCUUGAGAGCUUGGGAAUCCUCGGCUCCAUACCUGGUGCCUGGCUGAUCCUGACGUUGACUGUGCUCCUCAUAUACCUGCUCACAAGAUGCUGCGACAGAAAGCAGCGCCCACCCAGAAGUAUCACCGCUUUAAAGAUUACGCUCAUGAUCCUAUCAGUCCUCUGCUGCGGGGCUAUCGGCGUGGGUCUGUUCGGUAACGAUGACCUGCACAAUGCCAUGCUGCAGAGCAUCCAGGCUGGAAACCAGCUGGCUGCACUCGUCAACACGGUUAAGAACCAGUCGAGCAUCCUAGAAGAAGCGAUGGGCUCCCGAGCCCGCGCUCCACUAGCCAGACUAGCAGAUGCCCUGGACGCGCCCGUGGCCAACCAGACGGCUUUGGGCACGCUACUCCGAGCCCUCUCAGCCCUCCGGAACAACGCCAGCGCCGCAGCAUCGGCCGCCGACAACCUCCGGCGACCUCUUGCUGCACUCAACCUCGAUGCCUUUAUGAAGCGUGCGUGGGUGUGGGAGGCGGCGCGCUGGGCGGGCGGCAUGGCGGGCUGGUGCUGCGGCGGCGCCGUCUGCGUCGCGCUGCUGGCCGCCGCCGCACGACGCUCGCGACGCGCCUUGUUGCUGCUCUGCGUGGGUGCGCUGGGCGCGCUGGUGGUGUGUUGGCUGGCGGGCGCGGUGCUGGCGGCCGCGGCCGUGGCGGCGGCCGACGCCUGCCAGGAGCCCGCUGCUGCACUGGCGCAUCAUGCCCCGCAUAACCUGCCGCAAGACAUGGUGCAUUACUACCUGUCGUGCAAGGUGUCCCGAGAGAACGUGCUGACCGCUGAACUAAGGAACGCGCAGCGAGCCGUGGUGGCCGUGCGACAGGCUCUGGCUGUACUGGCCCGGGGAGCGCCGCAACUGUUCAAUGAUCCUGGGCUGCAGCCGGCGCUGGGCGCGCUGGGCGCGGGCACGGGCGAGGCGGAGCGCGCGCUCGUGGCGCUCAGCGGCGCGCUCGAGUGUCGCAUGGCGCGCGCGUACUUCGUCGCCGCCGCCAGGGCCGCCUGCGACGCUGGACUACAGGCAUUAUCACUCCAGCUACUAGCGGCGGUUGCAGCGGGCUUCCUAUUCACUGCCAUAGUACUAGUGGACUCGCACGCGUGGAUAUACAUCAACACGAAACGCAGCGGCGGCGGCGAGGAGCAGGCGCCGUUCCUGUCGAGCGGCGCGUCCAGCCAGGCCAGCCGCACGCUGCCGCGCCCCGCGCCCUACAACAACGGCAAGCCGCCCUCCUACGGCGCCGCCGUGCAGCUCAUGGACCUCGAGCGACCCAGCCCGGGCAAGCCACCUUCCUACGGCGCUGAUGUGCACCUCAUGGACUUCGACAAACCAAGGUCGCGCAUGUCGGGCAGUGCCACGCUGGGGCGCGGCGCCGGGGGCGCGGGCGCCGCCGCAGCACUCGGCGGGGCGCACACGCUGGGCCGCGCGCCCCACAACGGCAAGUACGCCACGCUCAGCAAGCAGUGCAAGACGCUCGAGAGCAGUGACUUCUACUGAGACCGGCCCGGCGGCGCGCACCCUCCCGAACAUAACGCAGGUCAAUCGGGGCGCUCGACAAGUCUGAACCGCUUCGAUCCCAAGUACGCGUCGUUCGGGCCGCGCGCGCCGCGGCCGCGGCCCGCCGCCGCCGCCGUGUCGCUGGGCACGUUCUCGGCCCCGCACGGGCCGCCCGCCGCCGACAAGUACGCCACGGUGCGGCCCGCGCGCAAGCACGAGCCGCAGCCGCUGUCGGCCGCCGCGCUGGAGUACCGCUCGCUGCAGCGCCCGCGCCGCGCCAACCUGCCCGCGCACUCCACGCACACCGCGCACCGCCGCCGCCAGGACCGACCCGAGCGCCCCGACCGCUCCGAGCGCCCGGACCGCCCGGACCGCCCCGAGCGCCCCGAGCGCGCCGAGCGCCCAGAGCGCCCAGAGCGCGCCGAGCGCCCCGACCGGUCGGAGCGUGCCGACCGCAUCCACCCGCCGCACCAGGACACCCGCGACCUGUACGCGGUCACGGAACUCUAGGGACGACCGCGCGCCUCCUUAACUCCUCUGGACGUGUUCCUAUGACGCAGGUGCCGCGCUACUUCCCCCCCAGUGCACCCCUGACGGCUUACAAGGACGUUAUUGUGUAACCCUCAGUGCUCCCCGACUUACGAAGUUAGUGACUAUAUCGACACUCGUCGUUUCGCUAUGAAAAUCAUAACGGAAACAGAGUGAUUAUAAACCUGAAUAAGUUUAUGGACAAGUGACAUGAUGUUCUCACAAAUGUUUAAACAAUAAGGACGUUACAGAUCGUAUUUCGAUUGCUUUUACGAAAGAAGUGAUUCGUUGAAAGAAUCGCUUCACUAAACAUUCUGUCAGCAGAUGUUUCGAAUGAACGAAUAGAUUCUACCAGUGCGUGAUUGCUCAAAGUCUUUGUAAUUUAUUGUGAAUACUGGUCUAAUAUUUAUGUUGAAAUAUUUUGACGAAAGUUUUUAUUAAUUGCUGUCUCGAAUUUUUGUAGUGAAUCAUUUUAGCACAAAUAUUUAGGUAACGUUACAACCGUAACUACUCUCUAAAGUCAUCGUCUAAGUAAGGCCUAUUUUUUUUUAAUAUCUUUUAUUGCGGAUGUCUAAAGUUUGAAUCGGCGUAACGUUUUCAUCGUUAAAGUGGACGCGAACAGCGGCGGCUUAUUUAAAUAUUAAUUUAUCAGUUUGUAUCAUAAAGUCUAAGAAGGCUGUGUUAGCAAAAUAUGUUAACGACCAAUAUUUUAUAUCAAUUUUGUUGAUAACUUUCAAGUUAAAGUUUAUAGUGACGACUGCUGUGUCAUCAGAGACUACGUAUGUUUUUGGACUCGGGUUUUCGCUCAAUAUAGUUUUAAGUAAAUAACUGGCUAUGGUCUAACUUCGGAACUGUUAGAGUUAAAGUUUACUGAAGCUUUUAGCGCUAACUAUAGGACAAAAUUGCCAAAUUAUUGAAAGCAACUAAAUAUUAUUUUGGCGUGUUUCUACUAAAUUUUAAUAAUGGUAGACGGCUCGGAGCCCGACAGUAGACGUUUUAUUGCAUUGUAUAUCUCUAAAUAAAUUAAGCGUGUACAUAAUAUUACCAGUAGCGUGUAACUUAAGUUCGCCCUCUUGUGGUGUUCCACACUAUAUAAAUUAUAACAUUUCUCGACUAAAAAUUCUUAUUAUUAUUUGAAUGAAUCUGGAAUCUCUGCCGGGUAAUAGUUAUAAAAAUUAUUUAGCUUUCAUAUUUAUGGCUCAAAAUUAAACUGAUUUAAAUUGCGUGGACCUAAUGUAAAUAUAAGUUAGGGCUAUUAUUUAAUUUAAAAUUUGAAUAAAAACUUAUUUUAUUUACAGCUAAUACACUAAUAAACUAAUUGUAAAUAAAAUAAUAAUCAAUAAGCAUUCCAUCGUGUGUGACCUAGUAAGAAGUGGAAUUGGUAGAUGCGAUAAACAAAAAAAUGUAUUAACUAUUUGUAAAUAAGGUGCAAAUCUUAACUGCCAUUCGUGGACAAAGAAUUAACCUGACAGUUUGUCUAUAAAACGUUUAGUUAUAAAUUAAAACGAAGGUACUGCCCUGCUAUGACACCAGAACUUGUAACUAUAAAUCGUUUAUUCAAGGAAUGUUUUCUUGAAAAUAAUCUGACUGAAAAUAAAAUGUCUGUUUUCUCUAAUCCUAAAAUACGUUUGGAAACAGCACAUGACAUGUCACAGAUAAUUUUCAAGAAAAUAUUUCCGAGGAAAACUUAUUAGCUGUAUCUAUUAAAUUAUGUAGAUUAAGUAAGAAUGGUACCAUUUAAUUGUAUGAAGCGAACAGUUUUGUAUCUCAGUAUUAAAAAUAGGGAAUUUUGUGAGACUUUACAACGACGUUCGUACGGUUUUUAUGAUCAAAAUGUAUCUUUAAGUUUCUCAAAUUUCACGGUACCAUAAGCAGUGUAUUCGCCAAAGAUAAAGCAUAAUUUAACUUAAGUUUAGUAAGGUCUAGUUAGUGAUAAGGUUCAUGUUUGUACAGCAGAAAGUUACUCAUCGUCAAUAUCAUAGUUAUCUUCGUUCGGUCCCAGUAGCCUCAAGAUUAUAUAAUUAAGUUAUUUAAGGCCAAUGAAAUAAUAGAGCCAUAGCUUUCAGAAUCCUCAACGUAGUCAUUGGGAUCGGACCGGAGAGGACGGCUGUUAAUAAUUGUGAUUAUUUCCUCGUCUGAAUGGUGUAAACGAAUAAAAUGCUAUACAGUCACUUUUGAGACUACGAAAUUUUUAUAUCUCUUUUUUACGACGUAAAAAUGUGGUGUCGUAAUGUGACGUGACUCGCUAUAGUGUGUAUAUUUGGAACGAAGUGAAUAAAAUAUGCAAUAACAAAAAUAUAAUAUCUACUACAUUGUAAGAAUACACAAUUUUUCAAUGUAAUUACUGCACACUAUUUAUAAUCGUAAAUAAUAACACAUAGACAGUUGUAAUAUAAAUGUUACGGUUCUUACGAGGUGAUUUCUGACCGGGCAAUGUAUCCGAACGUUGAAUGAUUCGCGCGGGAAAUUAACCAACAUGGCGUUUUGUUAACAAAUCCGGGAAUAGAAGUUGCUUCAGUUGUUUCGAGUUGGAAAGCUUGUUUGAAUUUAUUUUGCCUACAAUAACAUAAAGUUACCGUAGAUUGGUAAUUAUAUUUACCUAAAUAGGAAGAUUAAUGCGAAAGUAAGGAACGCGAAAUUUCUAAUAUUAGCCUUUUAUUUAUAUAAGAAUGUCAAUGAGCAUCAAUUAAGAUAAGGUUAGGAAGUUUGGUUCUGCAUUUUCGCAGUAGGUUCGCUAAGUCAUUGCUAAAUAACUAUUCAGAAGGAAUGUAAAAUUGAAUUUUUAUUGAUAAAUUGUUCUGUGUGUAUUUUGUAAAGAAUCUGUUUGAUGUUCCCUUUAUAACACAAAGUGCCAUAAUUUAUGUUGUUAAUACAAAUACCUACGAGUGAUUAUUUUGCAGCAUUUCCGAAAGGGAAUAAAUAAAUAUUGGUAUUUUUGAAUAUAGAAUUUACAUGUUUUUGUUUUUAAAUAUUUUGAAAAAUCUCGCUUUAUUGAUUGUUUUGCUUUUUCAAGUCAAUUAUGGUGCGCCCGAGUAUGUUAAACGUAAAGUAAAUGCAUUUGAUGCUCCAUACAUUGUGAGAGACGAAGUUUUACAUCUAAUAGUUACCUAAUUAUGAACAUUUAAUAUUGAACCUAUUAACAGUUUUUGUUUAUUGUGAAGAAAAAAAAGAAAAACAAUAAUUAUGUCUUCUGUGAGCACAGUACUCUAGUUAAUUUCGAUGUAAUAAUAAUCAUUUACCACUAAUUAUUUUUGUGUGUUUUCUUUAGAGCUAAAAAUGUCACCGUUAAUUUUAAAGAUGGCCGCCGUCUCUCACAAUGUUUGGAGUGUUUUAGUAUUUAAGUCUCAUCUCGUGAUGUAUGACGUGUAUAACGUAAAUUAUAAACGGUUGAUGAUAGAACAAGUGUAUGAGUUUACAAUGAAAAUAAUAAAUGGAUUAAAAAUA
Molecule: messenger RNA, 6097 nt
Organism: Spodoptera frugiperda (fall armyworm)
Lineage: Eukaryota; Metazoa; Arthropoda; Insecta; Lepidoptera; Noctuidae
Product: protein tweety-like
Exons: 15
Coding region: 473-2125 (550 amino acids)
Cellular component (GO): plasma membrane
Molecular function (GO): intracellularly calcium-gated chloride channel activity; volume-sensitive chloride channel activity
Source: RefSeq, a predicted model, not a curated record